Messenger RNA from Fundulus heteroclitus (mummichog), 2348 nucleotides. It is a transcript of the gene miip, whose product is annotated as migration and invasion inhibitory protein. Bases 114 to 1298 code for a protein of 394 amino acids. The transcript is spliced from 9 exons. The record is from RefSeq and is a predicted model, not a curated record. Lineage: Eukaryota; Metazoa; Chordata; Actinopteri; Cyprinodontiformes; Fundulidae. Gene Ontology annotation, biological process: negative regulation of G2/M transition of mitotic cell cycle; negative regulation of cell migration.
GCGUUGUUAUGGACGUGGCCGAGUCGGCGCGUUUAAAAAACGCAAACCAAGUGCGUUUGUGUUUUUUGUAAUUUUUCCUGAAGUUUUGCUAGUUUACAGGUUAUUUUCGAAAAAUGUCCACGUAUGAAAUGGAUGCUUUGCGAAAGCGUAAUACAUAUUUGUUGGAGCAGCUGAAGCAGCAGAGAGAGAAGCUGGAGCGGGUGAGCGGCAACAGUUUGAGCCGCAAGAGGGGGAGAGAGGACGAGGAAGAGGAGAAGGAGGAGCGGAGGCAGCCCGAAGUGAUGGUAACUCUGACGGAGGGAGACCGAGGUCCUGCCAGGGCAGCCCUGGCCAAGCCUUCAGUCAGAUUUACCGAGAUGCACAAAGGGACCCAUCGUCAUUCUGGGACCUCCAAGCACAGAGUACCUGUUGAACCUACAACACUGUCAGACAGCCACAGAAAUCCUCAGGACUACGAUGAAGCAGCAGACUCCAGGUCGUUCAGCAUCCCGUCUUCCCCAGUCAUCCACAGUAAAGUCCAGGAGGAGGUCCACAGUGGAGUCCGGUUUCAGUCAGACGACUCUGGAAGCAAACCAGCGUCAGACAGACAUCGUGUGCAGCCUUUGCUUGGAUAUGAUUGGAUAGCAGGGGUUCUAGAUGCUGAUGACUCCUUGGUAGAACGCUCCGAUGAGUUCUUCAAUGAUCUCCACGUGUUUCGAUCGCUCAAUAAAGACGAGUGCGUUCACCCCGGGCCUAAAAAAUCUUUUGAGGAAAAGCGUCUUUUUCCACCCCUCCUAGCAGAGGAGGACGACGACGACAAAGAAGGAAACACGGACUCUCAUCAGUGCACUUUCUCCUACAGGAUCAACAGCAGGCUGUUUCCUGUCCCACUUCACGCUCAGGAAUGCUGCCCAGUGUGCAGAAAGACCAAAUCAUCCCACCCUCACACUGCGGCUGAACCGGCUCUCAUCAGGGUCAGCAUCCCUCGCACCAACCUCCUGCCGCCUUACAAGUACAAAGCCCAUCGGCGAAGCAGCUUUGAUCCUUCAGACAGCUUGGGAUUACCGUCUCACUGUCUCUCCGGAUGGUCAAAUGCAGGUCAGAACAUCCCGCCACCGCCCAGCAGCCUUGACCUGCGGAGCAGCAUUAGAACCAAGAACUCUGAUGGCUCCCUGAGUCCAGAGCUACGGGAUCUUUCUUCCCCCAGAAGAGACCAAAGCCUGGAGCGGAUCUCUGAUGUGCGUCGCUUGGCUCGCUUCAACUUUCAGCACUUCGCUCCGAAAAGCAAACCAAGAGGCCCUUCUUUCCCCGUGGGCUGACCGACCGAUCAUCGAUAAAUCUGAAAGGAUCAAAACCUGAGACUCUUUAUUGUCGUCCAAAAAGCCGCUUUACAUCUUUAGUGCACCCUCAUCCGUCUCUGUCAGAUGUCAUUCUAACACAGUUUAUUUUUAUAUGGAACUAAACCAUAAAGUGCAUUGGACUAUGAGCCACCUCUAAACUUUGAGACAAAAAUCAUGUUGCUCACUGUUCCCCUUUUUUUUUUUUUUUUUUGUCAAUGUGAAUUAAAGCUUGAGCAGAUUUAGACCCCACAUGUGACAGUCGCUUUUGUGGAAGUGAAGCAAGAGUCAAAGGGUUGCACCACAGUGGAUAUGCACAGUACUCAACACCAGUCGACUGUUUUUAGAACAUAAGGAAGGCUAAACAUAUGUUUGAGCUGCGUCUUGCAAAACCUAAGGAAGUCGCGUUGAAUCACUCCCAGCAUAUUUGGGUUUGUUGCCGUCUCCAGCUGUGUGAUUCGGGCCCCUGGCUCUGUGCAAACUUCUCCUUUUUAACUUCCUUACUGCAGGACAAGGAGCCUUUUAGAUCAGCAGGGGCUAAUGUGCAAUACAGGAGCUGCACUUAACAGGAAGCCACAACACCCUGUACUUACUCACACUUAUGUGCUCGUCACAUCGCACCUGGCAUGGUGUAGGUUUGUGUCUAAAAGGCCAACGCAGUCGAACGUUUUUAAAGCGACGACGGAUUGAUUCAUAGCGUAUUGUCUGAGCGCUCAGUUUCUGCGACGGGGGUUUCGCUUUAAAAAUCCUUGCAGACGAACUGUAAUCAUCCCAUCACUGGGGGCUGAACUUCUCAGAAACGAAGGGGGAUUGUUUUCAGAAAGGCGCAAGCGAUGUGCAACCAGAAUCUCAUCGUUAAUAGUUCAGAGCAUCGCCGUGCUGCUGCUGCUGCUGCUGCUGAGGAAAAGGUGUUUUCCUUCUUCAGGAAAUCCUCGACUGCCAUGAGUACAAACAGGAAAGUCUGAAAAAUCAGCCUGAGAGUGCCGUUUAAGGUCUUAACCACAUUAUCAUGCAGCCUUAUAAGAACAUGGU